GGGAAAUGAGCUGUCAUAUGAUGUCUGUAUUUGAACAGAGAAAUAGGGAAGUGAAGCAGCACUGAAAGGUUCUGAAGAAAGAGGAGAUCAACAAGGCUUUAAAGAAUGUAGGACAAUGUGCAAGAAACAGGGGUCAGCAAAACAAGACUCAGACAAAAAUACUGACGGAAAAGCAAGAGGAGGCGAGAAAGCAGAGGACCGGGGCCUGCAGUGAGAAGUGGACUGUGGAUUUCGAGGGAGGGCUUCCAUGGCUUCCCCAGCAGUCCGGGGGGAGAGGAAGCCCCUCCUGGGGCAAGAGAAGUCCCUAAACAGGCCUGCUUUGUCCCCCUUUGAAGGCAGAAAGGCCGCCUGUGCGGCUGUGCUGCUGGUGGAGAUACUGGAGCGAGCGGCUUUCUUUGGCAUCGUCUCUAACCUCGUCCUCUUCCUCAACAGCAGCAACUUCAACUGGGGUGGGUCUCAGGCUUCGCGGGCAGCCCUGCUGUUUCUGGGUGCCUCCUACUUACUUUCGCCCAUUGGAGGUUGGCUGGCUGAUGCCUACCUGGGCCGUUACUGGACUAUUGCCUUCAGUUUCCUGCUGUACCUGGUGAUGGCCUGCCUGUUGCCUGCCAUAGCCUCCCCGGAUGGACGGCUUUGGCUGUGUGGAGAGAUGCCAGCUUACCCUGUACAACCUUCGUGCCAAAAAGGUGACAAAACAUGCCAGCAGCAAUUGCCAGGUCAAUAUUGUGGCCCCGUCAUGUACACUGGCUUGUUGCUCCUUGCCCUGGGCAUCAGCUCCAUCAAAGCCAACCUCACGCCAUUCGGGGCUGACCAGGUGACAGACCGCGGCCGGGAUGCCACACGACGUUUCUUCAAUUGGUUCUACUGGAGUAUUAACAUUGGGGCGGUGUUCUCUUUGUUGGUAGUUGCCUUCAUCCAGCAGAAUGUAGACUUCCUUACGGGCUAUGCCAUUCCUGCUGUCUGUCUGGCCCUGGCCCUCUUAGUCUUCCUCCUGGCUGCCCCCGUCUUUGUCACGAAGCCUGCUGCUGGCAGCCAAGUCUCCACCAUGCUCCACUUGGCCAUCCAGAACAGCUGCUGUGGCCAGGCUCUUCAGAAAUUGACCACUAAAAUCAGAACAGGCAGCCCCCAGUCAGAAACUGAAGUUACUGGUUCACCUUUAGGUACAAGACACCAGCCUGCUGGGCCAUCACAGGAAGAUGUCUCCAACUUUCAAGUGAUGACAAAGAUCCUGCCUGUGCUGCUCACUCUCAUCCCAUAUUGGAUGGUUUACUUCCAGAUGCAGUCAACUUACUACCUUCAGGGUCUGCACCUCUUCAUCCCCAACAUCUUUGAUCAUAGUUAUUUGAAUAGCAGUGGUUUCUUGGCAGCUGUAGAUGGGGAAUACACGCUCCCAGACGCCUGGCUACUUUUAGCUAAUGUGGUGGUUCUGCUGAUCCUGGUUCCACUGAAGGACCGAGUCAUAGAUCCUUUCCUGGCAAAGAGGAAGCUGUUGCCUUCAGCCUUAAAGAGGAUGGCUCUAGGCAUGCUCUUUGGCCUUGGCUCCGUCAUUAUAGCAGGUGUUCUGGAGACUAAGCGGCUGCAAUAUGUGAACAACAAUCAAACCAUUUCACAGCACAUUGGGAAGGAUGAGUAUGUUGCAGCCUCUCUUUCCAUCUGGUGGCAGAUCCCUCAAUACUUACUCAUCGGAAUCAGUGAAAUAUUUGCCAGCAUUCCAGGGCUGGAGUUUGCCUAUUCUGAAUCUCCAAAGUCUAUGCAAGGAGCCAUCAUGGGUCUCUUCUUCUUCAUUUCUGGAGUUGGGUCACUUUUAGGAUCUGGCCUUCUGGCUCUUCUCUCACUGCCAGACACUGGCUGGAUGUUCUGCCCAGAGGAUUAUGGAAACAUAAAUAAAUGUCGAAUGGAUUAUUAUUUCUUCCUGCUGGCUGGGAUUCAGACAGCAACCUGUGUCCUCUUCGUCUGGAUUUCCAUCCGCUAUGAGCAUCAGCAGCGAACCUCCUGUCUCCAGUGCCCUGGCCGUGAGGGGAACUGAGAUAUGCGCCUGGCCUCUUUCAGGACUAUGAGCAGAGAGGUUACGCUGGCCAGGUCUCUGCCUGCUGUCCAAGAUCAUCCCCACAGCACGUUGUUCUCUUGAGGGGAUGUUAUAGAGGCCAAUGGUUAUAAGAAAGGAUUAGAGAAAUUUAGUAGGGGGUGGACCCAUCACGUGCAGCCAGCCAAAAUACUC
Pogona vitticeps (central bearded dragon) is the source of this 2215-nucleotide messenger RNA. RefSeq names its product solute carrier family 15 member 3 (gene SLC15A3). Gene Ontology annotation, cellular component: membrane. The record is from RefSeq and is a predicted model, not a curated record. Gene Ontology annotation, biological process: transmembrane transport. NCBI's taxonomy places the organism in Eukaryota, Metazoa, Chordata, Lepidosauria, Squamata, Agamidae. Gene Ontology annotation, molecular function: transmembrane transporter activity.